AUUAUUUAAAUUGUACCUAAUUUGGCAUAUUUUUUAUAAUUGUUCCAAUCGAAAUUUUGCCAACACUGACAGUUGACAGUUGAGAGUAAAUGUCAAUUUCCGUGAAUGGAUGGAAGCAAAAGACCAAAACAGAAACAAUUUUUUUUUUUGCUUUGGACCGACCGAGUUGUGUGUAGUUUGUUAUUAGUAGUCCGUAGGUUCUUACGGCUCUAAACAUUUUUCGGAAUUUCCAAGUGUUUAUUAUUUUUCGUUGAAUGCGAGAAUACAAAAUAAAUUAAAUCCGGAAAACAGUAACGCGCUGCGUGUGAAUGAGUGUGUUUAGUGACCAGUUGAUUUCGCCAAUUUGGAUAUUUGUAAGAGUGCUUUUAACCCCACAACCCAUAAUAGUGUACAACAACGGUACAUACAUUCAUUCGUACAUACAAUAUUCGUUUCGUUGGUAGCCGUUGUUGUUGUUAAUUUUCGUGUCUUCGCCGCCUUAAUUAUUAGUUCAAGUUUGUUUAUAGUGUAUAAUUUAUAAUUAAGUUGUGUAUGCCAAUAUUUACAUGGAAAUAGAAAUUCAAACCACACUCGAAAGUAAAUUUUUGCUGUGAUUUCAUUGAAUUACGCCUUCAAUGCCGCCGCCUCCCUGUUCCUAAUUUAGCUGUAAAUAUCAACAAUCAUAUACUAAAGGAAAUCUUCAUCAUAUCAAGUGACAAGUCAAAUUAAACGCCAAACGACAAAAUGAAACCACGAGUUGACAAGGAUUUAUUGCCCAUGAAGGCGCAUUAUUUUCUCUUCAACGCCGGUACUGCACCCGUUGUACCAUAUAUGCCAACAUUGGCCAGACAAUUGGGUUAUUCAAAUGGCGUUGUGGGGACAAUGUAUGCUAUAUUACCUGUAGUGGGCAUGCUGGCCAAACCAUUACUAGGUUUUAUAGGCGAUCGUUACCAACGCCAUCGUACGCUAUUCAUCAUGGGUGAAAUAUUAACAGCAGUUGCCUUCUUCCUUAUAAUGUUUACUCCUGCCAUACCACGGACACCACCUUCCGUCACAUUCCAUUGUCAUAGUGGUGAGGCGAAUAUAAACUUUUGCACCGGCGACCAGUGUACCCUGAAUGAGAUUGAACGUCAAUACACAGAUAAAACCUUGCAAUGCAAGCUACAUUGUCAAACCCAACCAUAUAUGUGGGACAUUAUAUGCCAGGAUUGGCUUAAAAACUCCACCACAUGUCCUUCAAACACAACGACAAGUGUGAAUAUAACCACCACUCUGAAUAAUUUGUUGGUGGAGAAAAAUGAAACCAGCAAUGUAGGCUGCAUGUUUUUCAGUGUACCCCACAUUAAGGGCACCAUUAAUGGCAGUACUGUUAACAUGUAUUGUCCCAAGGAUAAGCCCUAUUUCAAUACUACCUGUGCCAUGGAUUGCAAUGAUGCCUUUUUGGCUAGUAAAUUGGCUGAUAGUCCUGUGAUAAGUACCUCAUCAGCCAUGGGCUUAUAUCAAUUUUGGUGGUUCUUUGGCAUGCUGAUAAUCUCCUGGAUAGGUAUGGCUGCUGUUGUUAGCAUUGGAGAUGCGAUAUGCUUUGGUAUUUUGGGAGAUCGUGGACAUCUGUAUGGCAAGCAGCGGUUAUUUGGCUCAAUCGGUUGGGGUGUUGUUUCUUUACUUUCCGGAGCUUUGGUGGAUAAUAUGUCGAAUGGAGUGGAGAAGGACUAUACCAUUGUAUUUUGGAUGACAGCGGUUAUUAUGAGUUUAGAUGUGGUGGCUUCGUUGAAACUGAAGCACACACAGACCCACUUAUCACCCAAUAUCCUCAAAGAUGUGGGACAAAUGUUUUUAUCAGUUCGAUGUUUGAUCUUCUUCAUAUGGUGUAUAUUUAUCGGUUUGGGUACUGCUUUAAUAUGGAAUUUCCUCUUUGUACACCUGGAGUCAUUGGGGGGUUGUGACGCGAGCUACAUGAAAACUUUGCAGGGUUUCGUCAUGACCAUACAAUGCUUUUGUGGUGAAUUGCCAUUUUUCUUUUUCUCCGGAUGGAUAUUGAAGAAAAUCGGUCACAUCAAUGCCAUGAGUGUGGUGCUGUUUGGAUUUGGAGUACGUUUCAUAUUGUACUCAAUGCUGCAGGAUCCUUGGUAUGUGCUGCCCAUAGAGCUGCUAAAUGGCAUUACGUUUGGUUUGUUUUAUGCCACAAUGGCUUCAUAUGCUAGCAUUGUAGCACCACCGGGUACGGAAUCAACCAUGCAGGGCUUGGUGGGUGCCAUCUUCGAAGGCAUUGGCGUUUCGGUUGGCAGCCUUAUUGCUGGCUAUCUAUUCGAUGCCAUAGGUGGUGGUCAUACCUUUGAAAUAUUCGGUGUGGCGGCCUUUGUGGCCUUUAUUGUACAUGUAUGCGUGCAAAUGUAUUUGCAACGCCAUCAAUCUAGUUCGGAAGCUGAGAAUGGCACUGUUAAGUAUUUAGCGCCUACAGAUGCCAUGCAAAUGCUUAACGAUCAAGAAUAUGUAACGUAGAUGGACUGCAUUAUUUCGUAUGUGUUUGUUUGUUCUUAGUUAUGACUAUACUAGAGUUAAAAGCAAAAAAUUUAAAAAAUAUGUCUAUAUCGUCGUCUAUUUCUUUGUCAAUCUUAGUUAAAAUAUCAUUAUGUUCCUUUGCUACCUACUAUCUAUUGUUACGAUUUUCUCUGUGUUGUGAUUGUUGUUGAAAAUUGUUUAGAACAGAAGAUGUAGUAAUAAGCAUACACCUCAUGAUCCAAUUUAUUCAUGACUCAUACGAAGGGUUUUGUAGCAGCCGAAAGGACCUUUUCAUAUAUAUUCAAAUCUAUCAAUUAUAUUGAGUUGCCCAAAAAGUAAUUGCGGAUUUUUUAAAAGAAAGUAAAUGCAUUUUUAAUAAAACUUAGAAUGAACUUUAAUCAAAUAUACUUUUUUACACUUUUUUUCUAAAGCAAGCUAAAAGUGACAGCUGAUAACUGACAGAAGAAAGAAUGCAAUUACAGAGUCACAAGCUGUGAAAAGAUUUGUCAACGCCGACUAUAUGAAAAACCGCAAUUACUUUUUGGGCAACCCAUUAUUUACUUUUAAACCUAGGAAGCGCAGAUUGGUCUUGCCAGAACAAUUUUAACUUUUAAAAUUGCAAAAUUUUAAAUUAUUUUGGACAUUGUGUGGUUGUUGUAGCCACAUUUUUAUGUGGAGGUGGCGAUUCUCGUCAAGCUCCUGUAGGUGAGCAAGCUCGUUCCGGUCGCCACGGGAACAGUGUGCAUAUUGGUUACUUAAAGGCGAGUUAAAUAGCUCGUCUUGUCACAUCGAGCAUCAUAGAUACUCAGUAUUUGUGCAAGAGCCGGUUCCGCCCGUCCUCCCACUGAGACUCUCCGCUCGAUACCGCUGAUUGUCUGCGACUGCCGUUGCAGCUACUCCGUAUGGAGCAUUCCACUAUUCCACGUAACCUGUGGACGCGUCCGGUAGCUCGCAGCUAAGCAAUGAACACCAUACAGAUCGGACAUCAAUGUUCCAGCCUGUGAGGUGCUCACAGCCAUCCUGUGCCGGGCUUGACAUUAUAUGCUAAAGGUGCCAUCACAUAAUCAGCCCAAUUCUGAAAACUCCCUCAAUAAAAUCCUCCUAUUUUGAUUGAAUGGGGAGCGAAAAAAUCUGGGAGAGCGAAUUUCGAAUUUUCGAAAACAGCUGUUUUGCCUCAGCUGUUUUAUUUUGGCUAAACAUUUGACUAUUAUUUUUUGGGAAAAAACAAAAAUAAGUUAUAACGGCUGCUAAAAAAAAUUACCAACAUGUUUAGUAUUCCUUUUGUAAUGUUUGUUUUAAUUUUUGUAUUUUAAUAAUGCAAAAUUAUGGCCUACAGCUUGUCACCAUAUUUCUGUGUUGUGAUAACAACCUUUCGUCUUCAUCCAAACAAUCAUUGAUGCUUCCAGAGUUGUCUGGUGGACAGAUAAAUAGAUUAAUUGUGUCGUGUUGGCUGUAUGCGGGGCACACAUCCUGCAUUUUGACGUUUACCCUUGCCAAAAGAAGCUAAGGAGGCUGAAUCAUAAUAUAGAGGUUUGCUUCUCCUUCGUCGUCAUGAAAGCUGUGGUGGUCUGUCUUAUGCGCCGCUUUAUCUAAAUGCCUACUUUUAUGGAGCUAGAACUUGAAGAUCUAAUCGACAUUUCCGGGCGGCAGCCUCUUUUCAUGGUAGUUGGGACGGCUGCUGAACAUAAUGCUGCCGAAAAGCCCGUAGAACGGACUGGUCCACUCCACUCCACUCCCCUAAGUUGGUUCGUGUCUGGUAUUGUGUCUCCACCUAAGUGCCGGUAUCUGUUACACGCGAAAGCCGGGAAAUGACAACGGAAUUGAUCCAAUGUCUCAUCAUCUUCCCCUAAUGCCCUACACAUACUAAAACUUGCCGCAACGAUUUUACAUAAGUGAGCUCGUAGUCCUAUGUGUCCCGUUAUGAUACCAAUAGCUAUACUGACCUCCUUCUUACUUCCUUUCAGUAAUAGCCUCGUCUUCUCACGAUCUGGAUCCCCCAUAGGAUUUUCGCCGUCCUACCGACCGUUUCGCUGUUCCACAAUGUUGCAUUCGCAUUCGUCGCCCACUUCCUUAACUCGGACUGCGUCGACCCGAAAGGUUUCGGGUUAACCAAGUUAAUUGACGGCCUUUACCGCCAAAUCGUCUGCCCUAUCAUUUCCACUUGCUUCAUUAUAACUCGGGACCCAAACGAUGCGGAUUUUGCCAUCCAGGCGUUAAUCUCCUUCUUACCCUGCAAGACUGUUCGUGAACUUACCGUCCUGGUUGUUAUUGCCCUUAUUGCAAUUUUACUGUCUGUAAAGAUGUUCACACUCGACGUCCUCGUGUUAGCACCACACCACCUCACGCCCGGAUCUCCGCCUGCAGGACCGUAUUAUGGGCAGGCAGUCUAAAACAGAUCUCAGAACUUGGGUUCUCAAUGUCGCCUCGAUUAUACCGCGAUGGUAUGAGCUGCUCCCAUCCUCAAUCCAUUCUCCCAUCGCCUUAAGUCUCAUAGUCUAACACUUAAUCUGUAUGUCAAUGGGUUGGAUAUCUAGAAUUGUCUCCAGUGCCCUAGUGGGCGUGGUUCUCAUCGCUCCGCCUAUGCCAAGACAAUAUUUUCUCUGAACCUGUUGUAUGGUCCUUAUGUUACACUUUUCCUCCAUAGCAAUCCACCAAACUACUGAGGCGUAAGUAAGUAUUGGUCUUAUCACGCUCCUGUAGAGCCAGUGGACUAUCCUAGGAUUCAGGCCCUAUUUCGAGCCUACUACGGCCCGUCUACAUAGUGCCCAACAUCUGUGAGCCUUCUCCGUACGCUCCUGAAUGUGACACUUCCAAUUCAGUUUCCUGUCCAAGAUCACACCUAAGUAUUUGACCUUGUCAGAAAUAAAAAUCGUCUUAUUGAGUAAAUGUGGUGCGUUAAAUUUGUCCACCUUCGUCUUGCUCGUGAACAGGCAUAUUUCAGUCUUCUCUGGGUUAACGUUGAGACCUUUGGGUCUAGCCCAGUCAUAUGCCAUAUGCAAGACCCUGUCGGCCCUUCUGCAUAGCUCGUUCGGAUCCUUACCUCUUAGCAGUAUUAUAACAUCGUCUGCGUAGCAGAAGAGUUCAAAUCCCUCCUCAGUCAGCAUCCGUAGUAGGUCAUUUAUGGUGGUCACCCAUAGAAGUGGCGAUAAAAUGCCCCCCUAUGGCGUGCCCUGUGCUACUUUCUCCCUUAUAUUUAUGCCAUGGGACACACAAUCUAUCCACCUGUUCCUAUGCAUAUGGUUUAUCCAUUCUCUAAGGACCGGGUCUACCCGGUACUGGUCUAAGGAUUGGAUCAAUUUGUCGGUCCGCACAUUGUUAAAAGCCCCUCGAUGUCAAUGCAUACCGCCAGUGUGAACGUUUUGGCAUCGAAGGAUUCAUCUAUUUUAUGCACAACCCCGUGUAGGGCAGUCUCCACCGACCUUCCCUUGACAUAGGCAUGCUGUUUGUAUUUGAGCACUUUGCUGGGUGUCCUACUCUUUAUCAUAGUGUCCACAAUACGUUCCAUGGUUUUGAGUAGAAAGAACGUAAGGCUUAUAGGUCUGUAGGCCUUUGGUGUCGGAUAACUUGCCUUGCCGGGCUUGGGUAUAAAAACCACGUUUGCCUCGGAGUAUAUGCAAUUCCUAGGCACGCUGAUAGCGCCAGAUAGUCUGCCUCUUUCUGUAGUUACGCCAGAAAAAUUCCAUCAGGUCCGGGUUUGAAGCUCCUCAAGGAUUCCUUCACCAUAAAUUUCGUUAUUAUAAACCUUCUAUCUACGUCAUUAUUCCAAGACUCCGGUGUCUCCGUCAGUCCCAUCGUAUCCUGUGGAAAAUGGGGUUUCAUCAAAAGCCUCAACAUGUCCUCCGUUGUCUCUGCUCUCACUCCCAUGUCUUCUACUUAAGUUUCAGUUUGGACAUGGGUUUUUGAGAGAAACUUUUUUAUCUUGGCGGCGUCAUUAAUGCUAUCGACCCGUUCACAGAAAAGGUAGUCCUUGAGCCGUGUGUAAUACACAUCCCAAUAAACUUCCGCCUUUUUACGACGUGCUCUGUUAUCUUCUAUCUUUCUUCGAAGGACCCUACCAGUGCAGUCGUAAUCCUGCUGACAUUUUCGUCAAUGUAUUGUAUGCUUCGACAAUUUAAAUUAUCUUGUCCAAGUCUUCUUCUGAGUAGCCUUUCGAAUUUUGUGUAGUUGGUUUUCAACUUAUUCCGGAAGCUUAUCCGAUUCGGCGCUGGCCGUGCUAUUCUAAAUCUAAUGUAGCGAUAGUCAGAGAGAGAGAAUGUUCCAUGGAGACCCUCCAAUCCUGAACCUCAUCGAUUAGAUUUUCCGAACAUAUCGUCACAUCUAAUACCUCCUCCCUAUUCCUAUUAACAAAGGUAGCGGUGUUACCAAUAUUAAGUGUUAUUAGGUCAAGCCCUGCCAGGGCUUGGCCCAGCUUAUUAGUGUUGGUACUACCCCACGAAAUGUGGUGAGAGUUCGCAUCGCACCCUAUUAGUACCUCGUUUCCUGUCUGUUUUGCUUUCCUCACCAGCAGUUGCAGCUCCAACGUGGGUGGUGGUGUCGGAGAGUCAAAAGGCAGAUAAAGUGAUGCCAGGUAUGCUCCACCGUCUCCCUGCCUCACCACUGUUGCAUCCGACGUUGACAACUCUGGGGAAAAUAUAUAAUUCAAAUUUUUAUGACAAAUAACGCAGGUCCUCAGCCGAGUACCAGUGUUAGCAUAGAAUAAUUGGUAGUUGAUAUGGUUCAGUCCAAAAACUUUGUUCCGGGUCGUACAUGGCUCCUGAAUUAAGGAAAUAUGAAUCUUGCCCUUGCUGAUUUUCUCCAUCAGAGCGUGUGUAGCAGUCUCGCUCCGGUGGAGAUUUAUCUGGAUUACCUCAAUCAUUGAUCCUAUAGUAAAUGGGCAUCUUGGGAGUAGGUGAUGAUCUCAUCGUCUGCUCCCUGAUCUUUAGACUGCAUUGACUUUCCUGUCACGGCACUGCCUGAUGUCAUCGUUUUAGAUUAUUUGCCUAGUCUAGUUUUCCGACUCUUUAUAAAGUUGGUUCGUUAAGCUGUAUUGGGUUUCCAUUCCCUGUACUGCCUGAUGUUUCAAUACUAGGAUCUUUGCCUAUCUUAGCCUUCCAAAUCUUAAGUAAAUGGGCUUCUUGGGAGUUGGUGAUGGUACCAUCAUCGGCUCCCUGUUCGUUGGGUUGCAUUGAGUCUUUACCUAUCCCAGUAAUCGGAAUCAUUAAAUCGGUGAUGGGUCCGUCGUCGGGUUCCUGUUUGUUAGGCUUUGUUGUGUCUUUCGCCACUGCACUGCCUGAUAUUUUAGUAUUAGGAUCUUUGCUUCUCCUAGUCUUUCUAAUAUUGAGAGAUGCCGUGAUUGUAUCGUUGUCGGCCCCCUGUUUGUUGGGCGGUGUUAAGUCACCUGCCACUGCAUGGCCUGAUGUCGCAGAAUGAAAAAGUUUUCCCAAUCUUGAAAAAGACAGCUUUGCUCCCGUAGUGCGCCAUUCCUUUAGUCUUAGCCAAACUUGUCACGGAGACUUGAUCAAUGCCAACCACAAAGAGAGUCCCUCCUCCUUCUCCUCCCUGUGGAAGACCUCCCACUUCUCUGCGACCAAACCUUCGUUUUGCUUGCCCAAGAAUCCCAACAUGUGUGCCGUCGCAAAUGUACUGCCCCAUCCCUUAAUGAAGACCAUAGCCUUUGUGAGCUGGGGGAUACCCAUCUUUCUCACCAGGUCGAGCUUUGCGCCCUCCCAGAGAGCGGGAAUACCUCUGACGAGCUCUUUGACGGUAUCAAUACGUUCCGCCGACGCAAAACGCAGCGUAAAGAUGCCCCUCUAAACUCGCAGCUCAUCAUUUGUAUGGGUGGACCCUCUACAGAGUUACAUACAUGUUCAACAAUCCGAUCGUUAACCAGAUCCUCCACUUGGGAAUAUGAUCUGGUGGAAUCCUACCGGAUGCACAGCCGAUAUUGAUGACUGCAUAAGUCAGCUCAUUUCUGUUUUGCUUCCUUGCCACUCUGGCGUAAGGGGGCGGCUCCUUACGAUUCUCAGCGAACAUCUUAAACUUCCGUGAUGGCUGUGGCCUCCUUUUGGAAGUCACAGUCCUCCAUGAAGACUCAGGGCCGUGCGCGCUUCCUCCAUUCCUGUUCCAACGGGAACAGGAAGCCAACGGGAUGGCUGGCUUGGUUUUCCCACCCCCAUAACACCACCCAAAUUGCAAGUAUUUGCCGACCAUUGCAAUAUGAAGCUCAAACAAAAGGUAUUUUAGAGUAGAACAUGUAUCUGAUAUAUAUUUUCAAAUGCAAGUCAUUGAGUGGCCGCCCAUCGCCCAAAACACCCCCAAACCGAUCAUGUUUGCCGACUAUGGAAAAAUGGUGCUCAAAUGAUGGUAUUUGGGAGUAGACCAUGAAUCUAAUAUCAACAUUCGGCACCAACUGUCUAGGGGACGUCCUACCACCAUAACAUCCUGUAAACUCCCCUUAAACCAAUGGCAAUAUGGGGUUUAAGUAAGUGGCAUUUGAGAGAAGAGCACGAUGCUGAUAUUUUUCACGGCCGAAAGUCUGGGGCACCACCUCACCCCCGAAAAUCCAUCUAAAUCAGACAUCAUGAGAAUAUCAGGCUGAAAUAAAAUAUUUUAAGAAUGGAGUACACCUUACAUCCAAACUUAAAUUCGUUGACCAAUAAAGAUCAUAUGGGAUUCAGAUAAAGGCUCUUAAAUUGUUAAACUUUUAGUCAAGCGAUAUACUAUUUUCGUAGCAUGGUAUUUCACUAAAACCUCGUUAAUUGUCGAAAAUAAAUAUUCAAAUGAAAAUUUUGCUCCAUAUAAAGUAAAAGAAGGCGCAGCGGAACGGGCCCGGCUCAGCUAGUACAUAAUAUAAAUCACGAUUUACAAAAAAAGGCAGUCAAACAUGGAGAAUUGAUUCGUUGGAGCAUUUUGUUCAACGGUACAGGACCAAUAAUGAAAUAUAAGACAACGUUGGAGCAAGUAUUGUUACAUUAUGCACACCAUAGAAUAUGCUUCUGAAAUUGGUACUCUAACAAGACUCUGAAAUUUUGUUAACAGAAUCGAAGAUCUAUAGAAAGCAAUGCGUAAAGCCAGGCACAAAAUACGUUUGAAGCUAUCCCAGGAUCACCCAGUAACGAAAUGCCAUGAUCUUUUUGAGACUCCAUGCAUCGAAGACGUGCCGAAGACAUCAAAAAAAGCUUAUUACUCUAGGGACAGAAAUAAUUUAAGUUUUUAUAAAUGAAUUUUCAACUUGUGUGUCAUAUGCUUUUAAAGUAUUGGGGUAUGGAUAUCAAUACUCCUAUUAUUGAAUGAUUUUUCUGAAAAUGAUUCUUUAAAAUAUUUAAAAUUUUUUUAGCCUUUAUAAAAUAAUUUAUUGUUAUAUAAUUAAGAAAAUUGAUUAAUAGUUCAUCCUACGUAAAAAAAGACUUCAUGCUUGUCACAUCCGUGAUAAGUAUGAUCCGAAUCGGCCUAUAAACUGAUAUAGCCCCUAUAUAAACCGAUCUCCCGAUUUGACUUCUUGGGCCCCUAGAUGCUUCAAUUUUCGUCCGAUUUGGCAGAAAUUCGGCCCAAAGGACUAUAUUUGGAUAUAGCUGCCAUAUAGACCGAUCUCACGAUAAAGGGUCUAAUGCCCAGAAAUGGUUUAUUUUUUAUCCGAUUUCGCUGAAAUUCGAAACAGUGAAUAGUUUUAGGACUCCCAAUACAUGACUUAAAUAUGGUUAGAUCGAACUAUAUUUGGAUAUAGCUGCCUUAUAGACCGAUUUCCUGAUAAAGGGUCUGAAGCCCAUAAAAGCUUUAUGUUUUGUCUAAUUUCGCUGAAAUUUGAAACAAUGAGUAGUUUUAGGCCUCGUGACAUCCGCUCCAAAUAUGGGUCAAAUCAGACCAUAUAAACAUAGCUGCCAUAAAGACCGAUCUAUGAAUUAAGGGUCUUAAUCCCAUAAAAAGCAGGUUUAUUAUUAUGGAAAAUGUUACUUGUAUAUGAUCGAGACCAGCCUCCAUUAAGAUAUAACUACGUAUAUAGUAGUGAAGUUAUAAUAAAAUAUGAUGAUUAUCAUAUCCUUGUUUAAUUUGGUCCACAUCGGUCCAGACUUGGUUAUAGAUGUCAAAUAGAAAGAACUCUUGAGCGCAUUUAUUAUCCGAUUUGGUUGAAAUUUGACGCAGUGGCCUAUGUUAGGCUUUUCGACACGGACACGGACCUUUAUGGUUCAGAUCGGUUUAUAUUUGGAUAUCGCUGCCAAAAAGACCAAAAUUUUGUUCUACAAAAUUGAACAGUGACUUAUAUUUGUUGGACCACUCUAUGUCCGUGCCGAAUUUGGGAGCACAAGUUAUACAAUAUUCACCGGAUUGUGACGAAAGGGGGUUUACAUAUAUACCCGAGGUGGUGGCUAUCCAAAGUUCGGCCCCGCCGAACAUAAUGCCUUUUUAACUUGUUUGACUUCCGACUUCCAUGCCAAGUAUAAUCCAAAUUAGUCCUUAAACUAAUAUAGUCGCCAUAUAAGGGCUUGUGUCACGACAUGCAAUAUUCGUGAAUGACUAAAUGUAUAUAAAGCCUAUGGUGGUGGAUAUAAAAAGAAGGCGAAAAAUGAACGCAUAGGCCCAGCAUAGUACAGUGUUGAUCAGUACAAUGAAAAAAGGAAAGGAGAAAGCAACUUCAACAGCAGUCCAGAAUUUCGAAAGGGAAUGCAAUCACGGAAAGAGGUGUUCAUCCAUAAGCCUGUGUCUUCUCGGUACAAUUGCGUGGUAGUGAUACAAAAAGGUCCAGCACCACUCCGCCUCCCUCUGCGCUGUUGUGGUAGCCAUAUUUGCAUGUGGAAGUGAUAAUCCUUGUCAAGCUUCUAUAGGUGAGCAAGCUUGUUACGGUCCAUACGACCGAUCGCCGUGGGAACACUAUAGUCGUUGGUUAUUCACCUUGUCAUAUCGAACAUUCAUUCACUGAGUCUUAAUCCGACACCGCUGAUUGUCCGCGACAGCAAUUACUUUACUCCACAUGGAGCAUUCGUUUCAUUUCAUGCAAUGGGAAGCCAACUAUUAGCAAGCUGUGGACGCGUCUAGCUGCUAAGCUUUUCGUGAUAACGAUGAACAGCACACAGAUCAGAGGUCAAAGAUUCACCCAGUGUGGUGCUCACAGUUAUCCCGUGCCGGGUAUAACCCCUUAGAUCUAGCGCAACGUCAAAGAUCUAAAGUUCGGGCUUCUAAAGCUUGGCACGAAAUAGUUGUGAGCACCACACAGGCUGGAACAUUGAGGUCCAAUGUCACAAGAAGUUUAGCUGCAAGCUAUCGGGCGCGUCCACAGGUUGCGGAUAUUGGAAUGCUCAAUAAGGAGUAGCUGCAAUGGCAGUCGCGGACAAUCAGGGGAGAGUCUCAGUGGGAGGCCGGGCGGCACCGGCUCUUGCUCAUAUACUGAGUGCCUAUGAUGCUCGAUGUGACAAGGUUUUGGAAGUUAUUGAAGCCUUUAAAUAACCAAUGGCCACCUUGUUCCCGCAGCGAUCGGUCCUUUGGACCGGAACGAGCUUGUUCACCUACAGCCUUCAACGAACUUCUUCGCUGGAGCUUCUUCAUUCAUUCUGACAACAUGACGUAGCCAAUGCAACCGUUGUAUUCCGAUACGUUUUACUAUGCACGCGUCGUCAUACAGUUUGUGGUUCAUACGACGCCGACACUCUCCAUCAAUGCAAACUUGUCCAUAAAUUUUACGAAGAAUCUUUCUCUCAAACACUCCUACUUUCCAUGGCUCGCAACCAUAUAGCAAGACGGGUAGUAUCAGUGUGAUCUUCGUCUGCCGAGAGAUAGCCUUGUUUCUAAACUGCCUACUCAAUGCAAUGAAGCAUAUCUGCUUGCCAUUAUUAUUCUUCGCUUUAUUUCAAAACUGGUGUUAUUCGUUUCGGUUAAGGCGGUGCCGAAGUAGAUGUAGUUGCUGACUAUCUCAGUUGUACAAGGCGUUUUGGGAGUUGAUACCAUCCAUUUUGUUUUAUCUACGGUUGUACGCUUCUGCAAAUCAUUUUUACUUCCCUGUAAAUUUUAUCAGCAAUUAUUUUUUUGGAAUAUUACGCGAACAGACCUAAUGACGGCAUAUUUUUUAAACACACAAUUAUUAAGCACCAUACCAGAUUUCCCUCCUACCAAAAACCCUUUGUAUUUGUCAAAGAACUUAGAACAUGCAAAACAUGUAUGCCAAGAAAUUUGUUACAUGUGUAUGAGUGUGUCUUUUAAAGUAACGUAGGAUAUGUGCAAUGAUAUAGGACAUUAUUGCAUAUUUUUUGUAAUUGUAUAACCUUCUCACAGGCAAUGUAACAACAACAAUAAUAAUAAUAAUACAAUUUUGUUUUUGUAAUAAAAUAAGGCUUCAAAACUUGAUUUCACUUUGUUUAAAAGUAAAACAAAAAAGAAUUUUAAAUUUUUAAAUACAAUUAGAAUAACUUUUCUUUUUAUGUUUCUUUUUGAUUGUUUAAAUUACUUGGAAGCUAGUAGAACUUAUUUAUCUUUAGUCCUUUAACUUAUUUAUUUGCUUUAAAUAUAAUUAAAUGUUGAAAUUUCUUUUGGGGUUCCUUUUCUCCUACCCGCCUGAAAGCCGCGCAAAAAGCAUGAUCGAUUUUAUGUUCUAUUGAAAAAUAUUUUUAAACGAAUUUCCUACGACCAGAAUCAAAAAUAUAAAAAGUUUAAGAAACUACAACAAGGACCAUUCCAAAAGAGAAAUAAAAAUAAAUAGCAAUGUAAGAACUAAAAUAGAAAAUAUAUUUAUAUACAAACUGCAUGUUCCAAAACCUGUCAUUCAAUAAUAAGACAUUGUUGCAAAACAGACAAAACAACACACGUAUUUAAGUCAUUUUAUUUAUGCAUGUUUAAAAUUAAAUCUAUAUAUUUUUUUAAAUAAUAUUAAAUUUUAAUUUAAUAUCUAAAGCCUAGUACCGACUUCAUUCGCAUGAAAAUUGUCUACGAGUUGAUUGCGAAAUAUGCCGCAUUGUAUUGAACGACAGAGCACAAACAGAAAUUAUACAACGGCACACAACAAUAGCCACAACAUUGAAGCAGAGUUGUUUGUGACCCAGUUCGACAUGUGGAAUCGCCACCAUUGUUUAGUGUCUUUGGGCGACAAGCCGAAGUCAGUACUAGGCUUAAGCAACCAAAGUUUAUAAGGCCUUUUGUGGUGUAAUUUGUAGUUAUCUCUAAAUAAUUUUCUGUUUUUCAUUAAGACAUUGUAAAAAAAAAUUAACAUUAAUGCAUUUAUAUUUGUUUUUUUUUUUUAAUAAAGAUUAAGGAAUAAAGUCUUUAUGAUCCAUUAUAA
Stomoxys calcitrans (stable fly) is the source of this 13717-nucleotide messenger RNA. It is a transcript of the gene Sugb, whose product is annotated as major facilitator superfamily domain-containing protein 6-A. The transcript is spliced from 6 exons. Gene Ontology annotation, cellular component: membrane. The record is from RefSeq and is a predicted model, not a curated record. NCBI's taxonomy places the organism in Eukaryota, Metazoa, Arthropoda, Insecta, Diptera, Muscidae. Bases 724 to 2478 code for a protein of 584 amino acids.